GAGUAAGGAGAGACCACAAGAAGGACAAGAUGGGUGGAAGGUUUAAGGGCACUUCAGUUUUAAACCUCGGCUGGGAGCAAGUGCUGACUGAGUGAGUCGAGGGAGGAAAAGUUGCAACUACAAGCAGCAACAGAUACGUUCAGAAAGCGGCAGAGACCGGGGAGUGAUGGCAAAGUAUGUGCGGAGGAGGUAGACACCGGGGGAGGAGGUUUCAUUCCCCAUAGCUCCUCUCAGUUUCUCAGGAUUUCCCUCCCUGGACACAGCUGCUGCUGCUGCUGCUGCUGCUGCUGCUGCUGCUCUAAGUGCCUUCUCUCCAGAGCCAUACUCUUCCAUAUCUGGACCUGGAUUUGGACGAACAGCGAAGUGGACUGAAUCAGGCGGGACAACAACACAGAACCCGAAUUUAACUAUCUGUAAGUCCGUCCUGAAAGGUGUUUGGUGGAGCAAAGGAUUACCAAGAGAAAUACAGCAUGAGAAAGCAGAACAAGGGGUUACUUAGCUGAUUUAAAAUGUCACAAGUCCCAUAAGUAAAUACGUUACUUUUUGUUUUUGGAUUAUUUGGACAGUACAGCUUUGUUCUACCAAGGUUUCAUUAUGCAUGGAAGUCUGCUUUUUUUAUCUUGACUGACAGGUCUGUUUUAGGAGAUUGUCUCAUCCUGAAUAUUGUUACUGUGAAUAUUAUUGCAGAUGUCGCAGAGACUACAUAGUCGGAUUGCCCUCAGCUUGCAGAUACAGAUUGUUUAUAGUAUGUUCUAGAGCUGAGGUUUCAGAAACUGCUUGUGUGGUUGGCGAAUAUAAUGGGGUAAUUUAUCUACAACUGCUAAUGUCAUUUUGCCAUUUUAUGGCAUGGAAGAUGAGAAGACUUGAGUAUUUCAUGUUCUGUUCUCUGUUCUGUAUUUCAAUAAAUUGCUUGCAUUCAACCGGACUCUCUCCUGCCUAGUGGGAGCGUAGGAAAAUGAAAAUGGACACAGAGGCUGCACCAAACUGUUUGCUUUUCCCAAACAACAUUUUCAUCUAAAACCAAGAUGUGAUUUACGAGUGUAAACUAUGACGUGAAUGAUGAUAAUAGCUGUUUGGAUUAAGAGGAUGAGCAGUAACUUGCGUCUUUGCCAGUCUGAGCUCCUCAGAGUGCAUGCGGGAAGAAAGACUGAAAAGUGACUCUAAACGUCUCCUUUAAUGCGCUGUGAUAAAUGGUUCAUGACACAACCCCUAUUUUCCCUCAUGGGUCCACAGAGGGAGGUUUUCCAUAUAUGUCGACUUCCACAUAUUUUCCACUUCAGCAUCAGUGUUGACAUUGGAGCAGCCUUCAUCCAGCUUGCUGGCCUGGUUCUCGUGCUGUGUCCUGGGCCUGGAAACAAACCCAUGCAGUCACCUACCACCCAGACUGGUUCCUGUCACAUCUUGGUUCAUCUCUGUUGAAAACACUUGUUGUUGACUAGCCUGGCCCCGCAUUACUCGGGCCAGCCUGGGCUUCCUUCCUUCCUCCCUGAGGCCAGGCCUUCUCGUGUUGGCUUGGCCCUGAGCGGGCUCCCCCUGUGCUGCAGUCAUGGGGAUUCAGGGAAUGGAGCUGUUUGCCAUCGGAGUGGUCAUCAUCCUCUUCAUGGCAGUUCUCAAGCAGUUUGGCAUCCUGGAGCCCAUGUCCUCGUUUGAAGACAGCAGCGACAGUGAUUUGGAGCUGUCGACGGUGCGUCACCAGCCGGAGGGGCUGGACCAGCUGCAGGCUCAGACCAAGUUCACCAGGAAGGAGCUUCAGUCUCUCUAUCGAGGCUUUAAGAAUGAGUGUCCCAGUGGGUUGGUCGAUGAGGAGACAUUCAAGUCCAUCUAUUCUCAGUUCUUUCCCCAAGGAGAUGCAACCACCUACGCUCACUUCCUGUUCAACGCUUUUGACAUUGACAGAAACGGUUCAAUCCGCUUCGAGGACUUUGUCAUCGGCCUGUCAGUGUUGCUCCGAGGUUCAGUCACUGAGAAGCUCAACUGGGCUUUUAACCUCUACGACAUUAAUAAAGAUGGCUACAUCACCAAAGAGGAGAUGCUGGCGAUCAUGAAGUCAAUCUAUGACAUGAUGGGGAGAUACACCUACCCCAGUGUGCGAGAUGAAGCGCCCUCCGAACAUGUGGACAAGUUCUUCCAGAAAAUGGACAAAAAUCGCGAUGGUGUAGUGACCAUUGAAGAGUUCAUUGAGACCUGUCAGAAGGACGAGAAUAUCAUGAACUCCAUGCAGCUGUUUGAGAAUGUGAUUUAAGGAUUCAAGAUUCUCUCGGUCGUUUUCCUCCUCCACUAGCCCACGUGCACAACUCACACACAAAUGCAACACCACCCCCCCCCAAACUACUCCUCACUAAAACAUGACAUCCUGCCAUCUGGCACAUAAUGUAGGUACUGUAAAGAAACAGAAGCUAGAAGUUUUUUUUUCUAUUUUUCACUGCGCUCUUUAACUGCAUCUUGCAACUGCUUCUGGAUUAAAAGGAUUUACAGACUGAAAAAGAACUUCCUGGGUAAAAUUCUCAUCAAUCUAGUGUGGUUUUUUUUUUUUGUGUGUGUGUGUGUGUGUGUGUCCUCAAUGAGGCAACACAUGAGUCUCCUUGAGCUUUUAUCGUCAGACAAAAAGGAUCAACAACCAACAAGGAGUGAAGAGGCUUACAAUAAUCCACUGACCUGAGCACACAAGGACACUAGCUUUAACACUAAUACACUUCGUUUCUCUCUCUGACACACACUCUCACACACACACACACACACACACACACACACACACAGAAGCACGGAAAAAAAUCGCAGCACACUCACACACAAAAAAAGGAAAUGAACUAAAGCAUGUUUGUCCUCAAAUAUGUGAUGUGGAAUUAGCUUGCACUACAAUUUUAUGACUAUGUAUUAUAUGCGCCUGAAAUUAAGGCUCUGUAGAUACCUGCACCUGAUACACCGCCGAUGGAAACCAGUGUGUAUGUAUAUAUGUAUAGUGAAUAGUUAUAUAUCCUAUGUUGUAUUGGUCUCCUCUGUACUGAACUGGGUGAUGGACUAGGACCAGAAUUGAAUAUUUGUUUAAGAAAUCUCUAUGUUACUCAGUUUAACAUUAUGUUUAGUAACAGUUCUUCACAGAAUUUAAAUGGACUAUUCAAAGAUUUCUCUUUUUUUGUAUUUUGAAAGAUUACGUUAAGCUGGUCAGAUUGGAAAAGUGAGUCUGUGCGGUACUGUGAAGAUACAAAAGGACUGUUGAAAGUGUGUUCUUUUAUGCUGAAUUAAGGCUUUAUCUUGGUUCCUCAGUAUCUACGAGCAUGCUGACUCUAAGUGCCGCAGUAUUAUGUACAGUACGGUAAGACCUUUGUGAUGUCGGCUGAUUAAAGAUGCUGUCAACAGCU
This is a messenger RNA of Seriola aureovittata, 3359 nucleotides long. It is a transcript of the gene kcnip3b, whose product is annotated as Kv channel interacting protein 3b, calsenilin. Gene Ontology annotation, cellular component: voltage-gated potassium channel complex; nucleus. Gene Ontology annotation, molecular function: calcium ion binding; RNA polymerase II cis-regulatory region sequence-specific DNA binding; potassium channel regulator activity. The record is from RefSeq and is a predicted model, not a curated record. The transcript is spliced from 7 exons. The coding region runs from base 1547 to 2242 and encodes 231 amino acids. Lineage: Eukaryota; Metazoa; Chordata; Actinopteri; Carangiformes; Carangidae. Gene Ontology annotation, biological process: negative regulation of transcription by RNA polymerase II; regulation of potassium ion transmembrane transport.